Messenger RNA from Thamnophis elegans (Western terrestrial garter snake), 7119 nucleotides. RefSeq names its product transforming acidic coiled-coil containing protein 1 (gene TACC1). The transcript has 13 exons. Gene Ontology annotation, cellular component: cytoplasm. The record is from RefSeq and is a predicted model, not a curated record. Bases 349 to 2796 code for a protein of 815 amino acids. Gene Ontology annotation, biological process: mitotic spindle organization; cerebral cortex development; cell population proliferation. NCBI's taxonomy places the organism in Eukaryota, Metazoa, Chordata, Lepidosauria, Squamata, Natricidae.
CUCCUCCUCCUCCUCUCCAUCCCCUCCCCACGCCUCUGGCCAGGCAAGCCAAGCGGAGUCCCCCACCCGCUGGGAGAGGAAGCAGAGGGGGCGGGGGGUUUGCGUGCCUGGGGCAGAGCGAGCUGCGAGCACCCACCGGCGCGCCCCCGCGGAAAGGCAAGCAACCGGCGCUCCUUGGUCCGAGGGAGGAAGCGGAGGCGGGGCGGAGGAAGGCGGGGAAGAGAAGCGAUGGCUCACGGCUGACCGCGAUCCCCGCCGGCUCCGGCUCCGAGAAUCCCGGCGCUCCCCUCGCCGCCCACCCACCCACUCACCCACCCGCCCAGCCUCUCCAUCUUGACGGCUUCCCCGAUGGCGUUCAGCAGCACCUCCUCCUCCUGGCAGCUGCUCUCGCCCGUGCAGUGGGCCAAGUGGACGUGGUCGGCUGUGCGAGGCGGCGGAGCCCCGGACCCCGAGCGGGAUGCUGCCCUCGACGCCGACGGGGAGAGGGGCCCGGCGGAGGAGGACGCGGAGGAGGAGGAGGAGGCGGCGGCGGCGCAGGCGGAGACCAAGUCGCUGAGUCUCAGUUCGGAUUCCGAAGGCAAUUUUGGGACUCCUGAGGCAGAGACGCCAAUACACUCCUUGGGGAAAGAGUUGGAAGAACUGGAUCUGGAACUGGACGUUGAGCCCCAAGCAUCUCUGGAAGACCAGUUUGUCUCCAAAGUUUUGGAGGAGACAUCAGCUUCAGCAGAGGAUGAAUUGCAGACUGACUCUGCAGAUGUGCAAGCCAGCGACGCAUUUAUAUCAAAAGCCCACCUUGGCAUUGAGCAGGGUUCAUCCGUGUCUUCUUCUCCAUUAGAGGCUACGGAGGGGAAUACGGUUCCAGCGAGGCUCAACCCAGACCACACAUCAGGCACGCCGUCCCAAGAGGAGCAAAGGGACAUUUUGAAGGAAAGCCAAGACAUCCCCAUUCAAGAACCUUUAGAAGUCAAGUCAAGUGUUGAGAAUAUUGCUAGUAAUAAGAGCAAGCUCCCGAGGGCGAAACCCAUCGCUCUUCAAAAGAAAAUGGGGGGAGAGAACUCCGAGGCUGAAGUGACCACCGAAAGCCCCCCUAUUCCCAAAGCUACCUACCACUUUGAUCCAGAGGAAUACAAUGAGACUGUGAACCCCUUUAGGAUGGGAGGCUCCAAAUGUCCAAACUCGCCCCCUGCAUCUCGGCCAAGUGCUGAUCUUCCCCAUAGUGACCCCAAGCAUCCCAGCUCAGCGGGAGCUGGAGAUUGCAAGACCAGGGCUGUGAAACUAGAGUUUGAUUUUGCCGAAGAAGCAGAAAACGCCGAGCCCAAGAAGCUCCCAGCAAGAAAAAUGGGGAAGAGGCCAAGCAGUAAGUUGUCUCCUAAGAGACAAAGGGCCACCCGACCUGUUGUAGGUCCUGAGGAUGGAGAGAAGACAAUAGCGCCUGAGGCAUCGGUGGCACCUCUGACCAGAGCGACUCCCCUGGCGGACACCAACCAAUGGGAUGAUCCUGCCUUUAACCCCUUUGUGGGCAGCUCCUCUUUGCAGGAUUCUCCCACGCUCACAAAACGUUCCUAUCAUUUGGACGUGAGUGACUCUUUCAAGCCGGGCAGUAAGACCUUGUCCACCGUAGGAGCUGAUUCUUGUCCUUCCGCAGAGAACAGUCUCAACGAGAUCCUGGAGUCGCAAGCCCGAGAGGCCGCGGGAGAUGAUUUGAAGACAAGCUUGGCCCCACAGAGCUCCAGAUCACGGCUGAUAACGAGUGGCUGCAAGGUGAGAAAGUAUGAAACUCAUUCCUUGGCCCUGGAUGCUUGCGCUCAGGAUGAAGAGGAGGCAGCCCUUAUUUCCAAAAUCCCAGAUCUUCCCAGUCGGGAUGGGCAUGCUACCGAUGAAGAGAAGCUGGCUUCCACCGGUCAGAAGCCAGCUGAAUUGGAGGUAAAAGGUGAGCCCGAGGAAGACCUGGAAUAUUUUGAGUGUUCCAAUGUGACCGUGUCUACCAUAAAUCAUACGUUUUCAUCCCCAGUAGAAGGCUCUGAUAAAGAAUCUUUGUGCAGACUGGAAGAGAAGAAUAACUCCAGUGAUAUCUCAAGCAAUCCUGAACUAUGUUCAAUGGAAAAGGCUCCUGGAAGUGCACCAGGCAGCCCAGGAAGAGGGGCUGAAAGCCCCCUGGAUGCCAUUUGCCUGAGUGAAUCUGAUAAGACAGCAGUUCUGACUCUGAUCAGAGAAGAGAUUAUAUCUAAGGAAAUUGAAGCCAAUGAAUGGAAGAAAAAAUACGAAGGAAGUCGACAGGAAGUUUUGGAAAUGAGGAAGAUUGUGGCUGAAUAUGAGAAGACAAUUGCACAGAUGAUAGAGGAUGAGCAGAGGACCAACAUGACGUCCCAGAAGAGUCUCCAGCAGCUGACGAUGGAGAAGGAACAAGCCCUGUCUGACCUGAAUUCAGUGGAGAGGUCUCUGUCCGAUCUGUUCAGGAGAUACGAGAACCUGAAGGGAGUCCUGGAAGGUUUCAAGAAGAAUGAAGAGGCCUUGAAGAAGUGUGCUCAGGAUUAUCUCAAUCGGGUUAAACAAGAGGAACAACGCUACCAGGCUUUGAAAAUCCAUGCGGAGGAGAAAUUAGACAAAGCCAAUGAAGAAAUUGCUCAGGUCCGUACUAAGGCCAAAUCUGAGAGUGCAGCUCUCCAUGCCGGACUUCGAAAAGAACAAAUGAAGGUCGAUUCUCUUGAAAGGAGCCUCCAGCAGAAGAACCAGGAAAUUGAAGAGCUGACCAAGAUCUGUGAUGAGCUGAUUGCCAAGAUGGGGAAGACCGAUUGAUGGCUCUUAUCAUCUGGAGCACUUGGUUUCUCCCUGCUGUCCAUCUGUAUCUUCCAGCAAGCAUCUUGCCUUAUUCCCCCCCACCCCACUCCCAGAAAUAAUCUUUUCCACUUUCUUGGCAGCAAAAGCACAGGCUUCUGUAUUGAGGGUCUGCCAUCUGCAAGAGGACUGACGAUUGCCCUGUUUGUACCCAUUUUUCCUGCCCUCUAGAUCUCCCUUGCCUAUUCAGUAUUUUUGCAGGCUCUCCUGACUGCUGCAUGAAGCCAACGGAUAAGAAGCAGGGCCAUUAGUCACCUGCAGAAGAGAGCAAUGUUUGCAGAUGCUUCCGUCUGAAGGCCAGAAAUGCAGCUUAAUCGAAUACAUAUUCCCCUGCAUGUACUAGUACCAUGCCCAGCAAGCACAUGAGUGGAAUACGAUUGCCUCUAAAAGCACAAGGGGCAAAGUCUCGAGGCCGAUGUUCCUCAGGGGGAAAUGCCCAGAUGAAAAUGGAUUGGCAUUCCUGGCAGCUUGGCACCUAGGCAAAUUGUGGUCAGCCACGGAGAAAAGGAAUUCCUCCCUGACCAACAUAGAGCUUCAGGCGCCUUGAUUUAUGGCGCCGUAAGCUUUGUAGGUCUGAAAAUAUGUGCCACAAGAAAUCUAUAAGCUCUAAAGGCAGCCUUUACAGUCCUGUGGGGCCACAGGAUGUGAGGGUUUUGAGUUUUAGCGCUUCUCCCAGAUGUGGUGCUGCCAGCUUGGGGUGUUUGGGAUGCUGGAAUCUGAAAAGCACUUGGGAUGGGGAAGUUAAUAUAAGGUGCCAUAAUUCUCUUAAAGAGGUAUAGCGACCUGGAUUGAGAUUUAUCUUAGUGCAGGGGUCUCCAACUUUGGCAACUUUAAGAUUUGUGGACUUCAACUCCCAGAGUUCCUCAGCCAGCUUUGCUCUGGGAGUUGAAGUCUACAAGUCUUAAAGCUGCCAAGGUUGGAGACUCCUGCCUUAGCGCACUUUAAAGUGAUAGCACGAGUGUAGUGCUCCACAAUUCACCCGAAGUGAACACACACAGUGAACUUGAGUGAAGAAGAGCAACUGUUAGAAAUCCCUAAACACACACACACAAACCCACACACAGAAAUCCACACACAGCGACAGCAGAAACAUGCACCUGCCAACCAUUCCUCAUCUUAGCAGUUUUCCUCUGUCCAGACAAAGAGCAGGGAACGGAACACAAUGGAGAGCAAGUGAAGAAAUAGAAGUUCAACCUCCUUGCGCCAACUACUGAUGACUAAACUCCUUCCCAGGCCUCACCAAGGUCCCCCUGAGAAUUUGAUACCAUUUCAAGAUCUAAAAUGACCUGCAAAUGAACACUCCCUCCCUCCUCUCACUUGAGGUCAUUAAAAUGGAGAUCUAUCCAGGAACUGCAAUUGUCCUGGGAGUUUUGCGAUGGCCACAAAUGUUUUUAUCAGCCAGGUCCUUGCUUUCAGGCUUGAGACCUUUUCAUCUUGUCUCCAUUUUUGGAUGGAAGCCACAGUGACUAGUCCAUUAAGGAACUUGCAAAAUCGAUACUUCAAAGAGGUCCCGAGUUGUCCCAGUCCAGAUGUUGGAGCCGCCAGUCUCAGGAUUGAGAUUCGUAAUUGCAAAAGAUCUGCAAGGUUCCAUUCGGAGAUGGCUGGUGUGAACAUUUUGGUUGUUUCAUGUUGGCGUUGGUGUCUUGCAUACUCUAGCUGUAUCAAGUAAAGAUUGGAGGUUUUUUUCCCUCUGCCUGCGGAUUCAAAGGUGACCAGGUGCUGGAAUUUAUAGCCCAGAUCCUCUGUGGCUAUCCCACUUGGGCUAAAUCCUUCAUGGAGUCUUCCCGUAGAAAGGGAGUUCCAGAGAUCCACCCAUUUAUGGGUUGUUUUAGUCACGCAUGGAGAGAAGCUGCACUGGGGAACUAUCCAAAGCCAUCAUGCAUGGAGAGAAGAGCUGCAUUUCCAGGGCCUACCAAAACGGUCCAUCUCUCCCAAGUUGCAACUUCCAAACACGUUGCGAGGACUUUGGGCUACUUUUGCCAAGCUGUCACUCUUCUAUAGUUUUGUGUGACAAAUUCCACAAUUUCUAGCGCUGGCUGGAAAUAAUUGGAAUUGUAGCACAGCACAUCUACAGAGGACCGAGUAAGAAGCUUCUAGUCUUUGGAGAUACAAAAUGAAAUGCAUUUGACCAAUAAUAUAAAGCCCUCUAUUUCUGAGGAAGUUGUGCCAUUCCUGAGUAGGAACUCUACUUUCAAGCUUGCCUGAAAUCUUUAUCCCUUACAAUGUCUCACGAGGUUAUCUUUUAACUGAAACUCAUCCUGCUCUGCACUUCGCUAUCACAUGCCACUGGUCCACCUGCCAUGUUCCCAUCAUUGAACAGAGCUGAGAUACCAUCAGAGCUUGAUACCAGGCCAAAUUCCUUGGACACAAAGCUCUUGGAGUAUCACGGCGUCUGGUGGAAAAAUCACGCCACGGAAUUUUAUUGAAUCUGGCACUACCGGAGACAGCAUUGGCUUAACUGCAUAUCGGGUCUGGAUCUAGGAAUUUUGGUUGGCAUCACCGAGCAAUAGAUUCUGGUUGCGGAAUAGCAUUUGGAAGAGUGGUUUUAUCAUUUUGGGAAGACCCGUUUUCAGUUCCGACAAAAGAAUGAUCCUGCCAAGUGAUCAUGGUUUUAUGGUGUUGCUCACUUUACAACAGCUGUACUAAUGGCCUCCUUCAGCUGAGUCAGGGCUGGAAAUCUUGUGGCCUUCAAGAACUUCAGUGGAGUUGCAUCCACCCCAACUGGUCUGGGAAUUGCACGUACAUCUUGGCUACAGUUUGUCCACUUUUGACUAAAGGAAGGAGGAAGUAGAAACCCAAGGUUGUCUUGCAAGCAAAAUCCUGUGUCUUCUUCCAGAGCUCCGUGGUUCAGCGCCAUCCUCCAGCUGUUGGCUGGAUGUUCAGUGGUUGCACUUUUGUCUGUGGUGUGUUUUGUGCAAGGGUGUGUGUGUCUUCACAUGCACACUGUGCCAAAUGCUCUCUUGUUCUGUGCCUCAAGCAUGCCACUAAAGGGUGGGUAAAAGAAGAUUCCUAAGGAAUGAUAUUAAUUAACUAUAAUAUGGUUAUUAUAGUUUGUUCAGAUAUGAAAAUUGUGUGCGCGCGCAUGGGUGUGUGUGUGUUGUAUAAUAUAUAUAUAUAUAUAUAAUGGAUAUAGUUCUAUAUAGUGCUGGGGUGUGGGUGUGUGAUUGAAGUCUGUAGAACUGUUGCACCUCGUCUAGCAUUGUGUGGCAAAAUGCUACUCGGACUGGCUGCUAAUUCUUGUCAAAUCUCCGUCUACAGCCGUACCUUCUGCCAAUCCAGAAUGUUUCCAAAUCCAUUUAAAAGACGAACACUUGAUUGGUUGCUCACCCCACGUAGGGGUCCCACAUGAUCACUUGUCAGCCAGAAAGAAGCUGCAGGAUUUGUGUAGCAAUAACCCAAUUUGUUCCAUAAUCAUUCCCGUCAACUGAAACACCUUACCCUGUCUAAACACCUUAAAAGAGCUUCGCCCACUUAAAGCACACAGCUACAGCCCCGUAACUUGCAGGAGAGAUGAUAGGUUUAAGAUUAUCUUCUCAGUGAAAGUGCUAAUAGAAGAGGUUGCUUAUGUCUACCUGGAACUCUAAACUUGAGGUAUGAAAUGGUUUCUGCCACCUUGGCUUCUUCUGUGUAUCUUGUGAUGGCAAUGCCUAGAAUUACGUAGCCUUCUAAGUUUUGCAGCCCAGCAUUUCUGUUGUAUUACUGAAGGCAAAUGUUAAAAUCUGUUUCUGCAUGGAAAAGAGUUUGUGGAAGACAGAACAAUCUCCGAAAUAAUCCACCAUAAAUCUGCAGGGCAGGUUGUAUCACAAGGAUAUUUUGCAGCCCAGCAUUUCUGAAGGGUGGUUGUAUCACCGAAGGCAAAUGUUAAAAUCUCUUUCUACGUAGAAAAGAGUUAGUGGAGAGGACAACAUUCUCCAAAAAUAAUCCAUCAUAAAUCUGCAGGGCAGGUUGUAUCCCAAACGUGUGAGCCAAUGACAUUACCAAGUCAGUCAUAUAUCAAGGAUCAACCCAAGCUUAGGAGGAAAAAACAAACCAAAAUUCCCUGUAUUAUUUCUAGACAGCUGACUGGAGUUGUGGGAUCCAUUUUAAUUCCAGAUCACAGUGAAUUGAGGUCUAUUUCUUUCUGGCUCUAAGCAUCUCUUUUCUCUCUCUUUUUUUCUUCUUGCAAUCGCAAGUCAGGUAAAUAUUUGUAAGAGUUAUACUCCCUCCAAUAAGAUAAAUUGAUUGUUAAUAUAUUUUUCCCCAUCCUCCCCACUGCCUGAAUAAAACCAAUGUUCUUUCAACUUG